Ceutorhynchus assimilis (cabbage seed weevil) is the source of this 2008-nucleotide messenger RNA. NCBI's taxonomy places the organism in Eukaryota, Metazoa, Arthropoda, Insecta, Coleoptera, Curculionidae. The record is from the annotation of a GenBank genome assembly.
AAAUACCCAUUAGGAAGGCACGCUCCUAUAUAAAUCUGCUGUCUAUUUAUAGAAAAAAUAAAACUUACAAGAUUCUUUUUUUCCAGGCUACAAAUUUGGCAUGAGGUGGAAAAAGACGGCACCAUGGACUAUUCUGAUUUGUGCCACGUGUUUCGCCUCUGCACAAGAUGCCAACCAAUACAAGGAUCCUUAUAACAGAUCUCUUCACACAUCGACACUUAUAAAUAAUAAGAUGUUUGUGUUUGGAGGUUGGGUUGCAGUAGAUGCCAAUAACAGAAAGUUAGUCGCGUAUGAAAAGGAAUGGAAAUGCACAAACACAAUAGGGUGCCUCAAUUUAGAGACAAUGAAUUGGGAUUAUGUUGAUACAUCUAGUGGAGACGAAUCUACUGUACCUUGUCCUAGAGCUGGUCAUUGUGCUGUUGGUGUAGGCACUAGAAUAUAUGUCUGGUCUGGUCGAGAUGGCUAUCAAAAAGCAUUUCAAGUAUGUCUUAAACAUUUGUGGUAUCUUGAUGUAGAUAAGCCUCCUGCACCUAGUAAACUGUCCUUGAUCAAAGCAGAAACGAAAAUUCCAGUAACGCCUGUGGUCACCGCAGAGAAAGUUAAUCUUUGUGAAAAAGUUACAGCUUCCCAACAAGCUGUAGCUACCAAACCAGUUGUAACUGUUCAACCAGGACUAGACACUACAAUUGCAUCACCUGUUUCUUCAAAUACAAUUCAAAAUUCUACAGCCAAAGUUGUGCAGCAGAACUCAAUUAAUGUAGAGCAAAUAUCUGGUACUCAAGCUUCAGAUACCGCCACAGAAACACAGAAAAGGGCGUUGACUCAAAUUCAACCAGCCAAUAUAAGAACACAUAACUCUGUUGUGGGUCAAGAACCAACGAUAAUUAAAACAACACCUCAAGUUCAACAGGUCUUUGUCCAAAAGGGUACCAAUCACAAACCGGGUACUUUUCAACCCCAGCAUGUGACAAUUGUUAAAACUAGUAGUGGCUUGACUUUAGCCCCUUUACUAAAAAGUGGAACAACUGAGCCAGUUUCAACAAAUGGUGGCCAACAAGUACCGGUUGUCAGUUCAACGGGAAAUCCGAUAAAUAUGCGAACAUUCACAAACGCUGAGACAGUAAAUAGGUCGCUAGUUACAACAGAUGCAUUGAACCCAUAUCCUGUUGCUUCUCCUGCAAUACAUACCUGUCAGAGAGCUCAAUUUGACAAAUCCAUUGCUGAAACUCCUAAAACACUCUUUCUUUCUAAAAAUACGAAGCAAGUGAAGAUUGGAGGCAAGCAGCUAACCGUACAAAUGAUAUCACCAGGACCUAAUAAAACUUUGCCUGUUGUACCAUUUCAGAGCGGAAUCGAAAAAAUACUCCGUUUACCAGAAACACCGAUGAUAUUGCGACCAGAACCACCUACGACUCAAACUUCAUCAAGUGUUGGUGACGCUGGACAAAAUAAAACCACAAAAAGACCAGGUAGUGCUGACCAAACCGGUCUUAUUAAAAAAAACAAGAAGGAAGAUGAGAGAUGAACUGUGGCUUUCUAAGCUAAAGCUGCAAGAAAUUUCUAUGUUUUAAUUGUUUUUCAUUAUUGACUUCUUCAGGCAGGUAUUUAUUCCCAUACUUUUCGUCAUUCAUAUUUUGUAUCAACACCAACCAAACUCUUGUAAAUUUCUUAAAUAAGGUUUGAAAGGGAACAAAAAGAGGUUGGUUAAGAUUAUGGUUAUAAAAUUGUGGAAAUUUGUUUCCUUUCCAAAUGUGUAAUGGAUUUCUUUCAAGUAUCCUAAAUCGAUAUUCCCUAAAUAAUGUCAAUAUUUUCUAAUUAUUACAUAUUGAAUAAUAGAUUAAGUUUUAUGAUGAUUUUUGCGUAGGACAUUGAUAAACACCAACUAGAUAGAUAAUAUUGCAUGACUGAGACUGAAACGCAGUAAGCGAAAUUGCAUUCAGGAAACUUAUCAGUUUUCAAACCGCUUUCUAUUGUAAAACAAUAAUAAUUGAUAAUACUAGCUUGCAUC